Scheffersomyces coipomensis is the source of this 477-nucleotide messenger RNA. It is a transcript of the gene STF2, whose product is annotated as Stf2p. The transcript has a single exon. The record is from RefSeq and is a predicted model, not a curated record. Lineage: Eukaryota; Fungi; Ascomycota; Pichiomycetes; Serinales; Debaryomycetaceae. Bases 79 to 351 code for a protein of 90 amino acids.
CAAUAAUUACAAUUACAAUUAUAUCAAUUACUAUAAUCAAUUGAACAUACACUCAUACACAAACACACAAACACAAUCAUGACAAGAACUAAUAAAUGGACAGUUCACGAAAAGAAAUCAGAACCAAAAUGGUUCACUCAUCAUGAAAGUUAUUAUUUAAAUUCUGAUCCUACUAAAGUUAAGAAAUUUGGGGCUGGUAAGAAUAAUUGGGGUAAACCAGGUGAUGAAUUAAAUGAUGAUGAAGAAUAUAUCAAUUUUUCAUUAUUUAAUAAAUCAAAUAUGUCUGCUAAGAAUAUGAAUCAUUUUGAAAAUGAAUCAAAAAUGAAUGAUUUAUAUCAUGAGAAGAUUUGAUUUAACUUGUUAAAUCAAAUAAUAUCUUGCUUUUAAUGUACACUAACGAAUCUUUUACGACCUUACGAUGUCAUUAUAUAUAUAAAACUUUUACAUAUACAUAAAUAAAUAAAUAAAUAAAUAAAU